Molecule: messenger RNA, 4882 nt
Organism: Bubalus bubalis (water buffalo)
Lineage: Eukaryota; Metazoa; Chordata; Mammalia; Artiodactyla; Bovidae
Gene: FSIP1
Product: fibrous sheath interacting protein 1
Exons: 12
Coding region: 189-1940 (583 amino acids)
Source: RefSeq, a predicted model, not a curated record
CGCUUCUGGUUGCCAAGGGAACGGCGUUCUGAGAGGCAAGAGGGCUUAGGACCCGCCGCUUCUUCCACUUGUAGAGAAAGAGAAACUGCGGUGGCGGGAUAAGACCCCUCCCUUUCGGGGGACAGUGGGUGACGCUGAGUGUCAAUGCUCUGACGACUGGACACUGGUUUUCGCCCAGAAGGAUAUCAAUGGAUAUUAUAAAGGGAAACUUAGAUGGAAUUUCAAAACCAGCCUCAAAUUCAAGAACACGUCCUGGGAGCCGAAGUUCAAAUGCUUCUUUGGAGGUGCUCUCACCGGAACCAUCAUCCUUCAAGGUUGAUACUGCAAUCAAUUUGAACUCUGGUAAAGAAGGCCACUCAGAAAGCAAUAAUACAGAGGAAAGUAGAAACAGUAAUGAUAAUAAAGGGGAAAGCUACUCUGAGAAAAUAAAAUUGCCUGAAGAGGGGUCAGAUGAUGAUUCGAACUUGGGUCAACAUCAGAUAGUCCCUGAAUGUUCAGAUGAAUUUGAAUUAAAAGAAUUAGAUUUUCAACUUCAGGAUGCGAUUCGGAAGAUGAAGAGGCUUGACAAGAUAUUGGUGAAGAGACAAUACAGAGAAAAAGAAAUUAAGAAGCAAGGUCUAGAAAUGAGAAUAAAGCUGUGGGAGGAAUUUAAGUCUGCAAAAAAUGAUGAAGUUUUGCAAAGUAAUGAGGAGAUGGAAAAUACAAAAAAGUUUCUAGCUUUGACUGCUGCAUCAGAAGAAACUGUUGAUCCUUCUUGUAACAAGCAUGAAGAUACCUUUUUCUCGGUGUUUCAUACUCAAGUUCCACCAGAAAACUAUGAAAAUCAUAUACAGAAUGUCAAACAAGAUUCUACCUAUGAUGUGGAAAGAAAUGAGUCAAUGAUUAAAGCAGAAAAUAAACCUUUCUCAAAUACAGAAAAGAUUGAGCUCAGGGGUAAACACAGCCAGGAUUUUAUUAAGCGAAACAUUGAGUUGGCCAAGAAUUCAGGAAAACCCGUGGUUAUGAUUGACAGAGAAAAGGAAAAGCUGGUUGAACUUUUGAAGGACUUAGACGAUAGUGAUUCAGGGCUGUCCAGUUCUGAGGGAGGUCAGUGUGGCUGGCUGGUCCCAGGAGAAGGAUACACGCUUGCAGUCACCCAGCAUCAGCAGCUUGCUGAAAUUGAUACAAAACUCCAAGAACUUUCUGCCACCUACCCAACAAUUUUCAGCUCUUCCCCAAGACCAGAACAUCAGAAUGAUAAGAAACCUGACCUUAAUGGUGGUGAUAGAAAUACAGAAGUAACUCCAGGAGAAAAGGUUCUUCAAAACACCAAAGAACAACGGGAUCAGCAGAAUCGGUUGAGAGAGAUAGAUGAAAAGCUAAGAAAGAUGAAGGAAAAUGUGUUAGAUUCAACAUCACUUCUCUCUGAGGAACAGUUAAGGUGUCUUCUGGAUGAAUGCUCCUUCAAACAAAAAUCCACAGUUAGACUGUCUCCAGAAAGAGAAGAGAAAGACAUUGAGGAUAUGAUACCUGAGUUCCCCCAACUUUCUGGAUCUAGUCUCUCUGAGUCAUUAAACAGGUCAAAAACAAAGGUUAGAAGCACUGAAGUGGAGGACGUAAAUGUGCCCAAGAAUGUAGAAUGUGCAACAUCCAGAGGCUACUUUCUCACCAAAGCCUUGACUGGGCAUCACAUGUCACCAGCUCUUCUCCUUGAAGCAGAGAAUGUGAAAUGCCUUCAGUUUUCUGAGGACAAGAUUAUUAGUGAUGCAGAAGACUACUUUAUGUCUAAGACUCUGGGCAUUGGGAGACUGAAAAGGCCCUCUUUCUUGGAUGAUCCACUGUAUGGGAUCAGUGUGAGCCUUUCAUCUGAAGACCAACAUGUGAAACUCAGCCCUCCAGAGAAACUCAAACCAGAUGAACAGGAGACUGAAGAUGUGACAGAAGAAUGUAAAGAAUCUUAAGCACUGACUUGCUGGGUUGUGCUUUUAAGAGAGUUGGUAAAUUAAGUUAAAAUACAUUUUUUUCCAAAUUCUUUUAAUUCAGUGAAUGCAUUAUAGAGACCAUUCCUCAAAUGACGAUUUUAAUGUUUAGAUUCUCUCUUUCUGGAUCAUAUUUUUUUGGUAUUUUUUGAGACUUGUGGUAAAUUUCUCACUGGUUUUUCCUCAUUGAAAUUCCCAGGAAAAUUGUUUUUUAUUGCAUUAUAGAAACCAACAUUUUAUGUGUGCGUGCUAUGGUAAAACUAGUUGAAGUUUUAUGAUUGUUUUAUAUUUGAUAUUACACAUUACUACUUUGUUGGGGUUUAGACAGGUUUGUUGACCAUGACUUGUGGUUUUGCCCUGAUUUCCCUUCUUUCCUUCUCUCUAUGCCUGUUAAGUAAGUAUAGCUUGCUGUGAAGAGAAAUGAAUUUUUCCCAACAAAACAAUGUUAGGGAACCUUAUUAUCUUAUUAGUAUUGGUACUUUUCAUAAGCAGAAGUUUGACUGAAUUAUUUCAUAUAUGACGUUUAGUUUGUUAUCGUCUUUCAGAGUUUACCUUUUAGAAUUCAGCAAAUAAAGAUAAGCUGGUUUUAAAAAAGCUGUAUUACUAUUUUAAGAGAGAGGGUUUGUUAGUUACAAGUUAGUAACCUGAAUUUAUGAGAACAUUUUAUGUCUUUUCCAAACCCAUGUGCUUCUGGUAUUUGAUUGGUAAGUAUGUGUGUGUGUGAGAGAGAGAAAGACAGAGAGAGAGGGAGGGAGAGAAGAGGAGAGGGAGAUAGAUGGCGAGAAGAUAGUUUAUGGCUUAUAAUAUAUUUCUCCAAAUGGUAUUUGGGGCAUAGUGGACCUUUAUGUUACAAAAGUUUAACAGAGGGUAGGAAAGUAGAAUGAUUAAGUAAUUAAUUCUACCCUUGAAAGGAAUGAGACCCUUCCAUAGCAUGUAAACUGAAGGUACCUACCUCUAACAAAGAGCUGGCAAGCUGAAUUUGUAUAAUAUACUCAAUAGGCUCCAAAUUAAAUGAAAGAUUACCUUGAUAAGAAAGAAAAUGUUCUUUAAAAAGCAGAGUUUUUAUUUUAAGUUUCCCUCUAGACCUGAGUGUUUGCCCCCAGAAAAGGUAGAGAAAAAGUAUGAAAGAGCAAGAGCUAACUCAUUUCAGGAAUAAAUUUAGAAUCUUAAAAUUUGAGGUUUUUUUUUUUUUUACUUAUGAUUCCUCAAGAAAGCUACUGACACCACCUUUAUUGUAAAUUCCCAUAGGACCUAGAGUUUAUUGCCGUUCAGUCCAACUCGGAAACGCAUGACAAUAAACUCCUACAGAAGGAGAGAGCUAUCACCCCGAUGGCGUAGUUUAAAUUUUUAACAAGUCCUUUAUUUCAGUACAACAUGAUUCGAAGGUCAGUCUUGGAGUGCAUAUGGAGCAUUCCUGGUCAGAAAGCUCCAGGUCCCAGUGUCUUCUGUCCCAUCCUGAUACUAUCAGUUACUUUUGUUUCGUUACUUAAAAGUGAAUUUGAAUUCUCUUCCAAGACUUCAGGGGCUGAGCUGCUCUGAGAAUGAAUGGUGUCAUGUUUCAAAGAAUAAUUCUUUCAAAUCAGUUUUCCAAAGUUUAUAACCAACACCUUCCAGUUCCUGAUUCUUCACCUAGAUACCAUAAAGUGAUUUGGCAAUUUAUACUUAUAUAUGACUAUGCAAUUUAUACUUAUAUAUGUUUCUAGAAUGAGAGAGAAAAGUCAGUAAGGGGAAAAAAGAUUCUGUCUCACUCAGCCUGUCCUUUUUGUUUAAUGGACCUCAAAGGGAGAUCUUUAUUCAUAAAAAUUUUUAUUCUAAAAUUUUUAAAAAUUCUUUUUAAAACUAAAAAUUGGAUGGUAUUCUACAUUCAUGGUUAGCACACCUGAAGCUCAGGUUCUGCUUAUUGUAAGGCUUUGGCUUUCUCACAAUAAGUUGAUAUUUUAUAUGUGUGUGUGUACAUAUGUGUGUGUGUGUGUGUGUGUGUGUGUGUGUAUUAGGAUUUAUUCCCAGUUCUCCCUCUCUUAAAUCAUCUUUCUGACCAAAGGCAUAGUCACUCUCCAAAAUGUGAUCUCUAUAGAAUUUGACUGAGCUUUUCAAGGACAGUUUGUCCUUCACUAACAUUUCUAAAGCUUCUUCACAGCCUGGUGUCCUCAUUCAUGGGUCAGAAGAUGUAGCUGUGAGUAUGUGCUUCACUCCUGUUCUCCUUUUUAUUUUCAGGAACAGAAGUGGGCUUUGAAAAGGAUUCGAUAAAUGACAUUUAAUGACAUUAGUAAAAUAUAAACUUAUAUCCUUUUGAGUCCCACAUCUUGUGGGGGUGGUCAUUUCUCAUUGCUUGUUUUUAGUAUGACAGGCUAAUUUAUUUUGUUCUUUUAUUCCACAAAUCCAGCAAAUACGUCAUCUAAGCAACUGCGUCUUCUUAAAUUGUAUAGGAACUGGGAACGUUACCGUUCCUGUGAUUUCUGUUUGUGUAUGCUCUAUUGGCUUAAGGAUUCAGUUUACCCAUACCUCAUAACGUAAGGCCAGAAAUCAAAUAAACACGGAUACAGUAAGUAUAAAUAUAAAUUUCCAUAUGAUUUAUUGUUGUUCCUUGUACAUAAGAAACAGUAAUAUACAACUUACACUGCUUUAGAAUGUAAAAUGGAUAAAAAUGUGUACAAAAAAAGCACAUUCCUAGAAAAGUAUUGGCAAAUAGUAAAAACAGGGAGGAGGGUAACAAGCAAAAAACAAAUCAACAAAACAAAAAACGAACAAUUCUUCAAUUCAGUGUGCAAACAUUUUAUAAAAAUAGAAAUACUAACUCUACAGGCAGUAUUUCCUGAUAAAUUAUUUAAAUAGCAUAUCUACACAAUCUGAGAUAUCUAUUCCAAAGGCAUUGAGAAAAUAAUUUAUAAAAAUAAAGCAACGGUAUACAAGAUGAUAGAAAAAAA